GAAAGUGCAGAAGGAAGAAGUGGCUAAUGUUUUGACACAGCACACACACUCCAGUGCGAUAAGUCUCUCUAUAAGAUCCCCAAAAGUGCCCAUGUCAGCGGGAUCCUCUGAACUUUGGCCCAGACUCGGACUCUGACCCAAACUGGGACUUGGUGGAGUCCUGGGUUCAGAGCAAAGCCAAUCUCUGUUGCAGAAGUGGGUAGUGCUUGUAUUUUCUCCAUUUAUAAUUCAGUUCCCAUGAUGAGGAGGCUUCUGUUGGUGUCUAACUCCACUCUGCACGGCAGCGGUUAUCUGGACCACUGCCAGCAGCAAAUCACAGACUUCUUUGGAAAGGAUGUGAAGAAGGUGCUAUUUGUCCCUUACGCUCUCCAUGACAGAGAUGGCUACACGAAAACAGCUCGAGACAAGUUUCGGACUCUAGGUUACGAAGUGGAUGGCAUCCAUGAGGCAGCUGACCCAGUUGAGGCUGUGCGGAAAGCAGAAGCCAUAUUUAUAGGAGGUGGCAACACAUUUCGUCUGUUGAAGACCCUCUAUGACAACAAGGUGGUUUCGGAGAUCAGGAAGAGAGUUCUUGAGGACGGUGUUCCGUACAUGGGCUCCAGUGCUGGAACCAACGUAGCCACGAUUAGCAUUAGCACCACCAAUGACAUGCCCAUCGUUUACCCACCGUCCUUUGCAGCAAUCGGCCUUGUCCCCUUCAACAUCAACCCACACUACCUCGAUCCAGAUACCAACAGCCGACACAUGGGGGAGACCAGGGAGCAGAGGAUCACGCAGUACCAUGAGGAGGUCGAAACCUGCGUUCUGGGUCUGAGAGAGGGCUGUAUGUUGCUGGUGGAGGGAAGCAAAGCCACACUGCUGGGCUCCACAAACGCCCGCCUCUUCACCAGAGGGAGGCCGUGUGUAGAGUAUAAACCCGGCAGUGACCUGAGCUUCCUGCUGACAGACGCACACUGACCAAUCACACGACAGAAUCCAUGUCACCACGGAGAUAAUUAAUAGAUGUGAUUUUUAAAAUGCCUCUAAUUUGUACUGUAAAAAGGUUGUUUAAAAUGAAGAAUCAGACUGUGAUCAUCAAAACUUCAAAAAAUCGGGGAAAGACUUUUGCUUUGCAAUGGUACCCUCUGGUGGAAUAAAUCCCAUAUUGCACUUGAAGUCACUGAAUAAUAGGACUUUACACCUGUAUUCCAUACAGUAUUUGUAUAAUAGAAAAAGGAGUAGUAGGCAGUAGUGUUAGUGCAGGGAUUGUGCAAAAAUAUCUAAUAAUAACUAUAAGAGCAUUAACUUUUGUGAGAAUGCUGAAAUGUUUACGUGGAAUUUGCUGCAUUUUAGAACUUGUUUGUAAAAGACCAGUCAACUAAAGUCUGCUUUUAAGUUUAAGGAAAUUCUUGGAUGACUAAAAAACAUGUCCUGCACAUCAAUUAAUCCAACUAAAAGGGGGCGUGCCGCUGGUAAAAGCUCUCAAAAUGAUUCUAAGGAUGCAAAGACAAAGACGACUAUAUACAGAGAUGUACAAGUGAACAGCACCUUCCUAAGUGAAAAGAGAGAUUAACUGUGCAGUCACUCCCAAAACUCCAAAUACCUUCUCCUUUGUGCUGUGGUAUAAAUAAAUCCUAAUGAAAUCAUCAAACUGAUCAAUUGACCUAACAGAUUGUUUACAUGUUUUACAGCCAAAAUUACUACAGUUUAAGCAAUCAUAGCCAUUGCCCACUCCAGUUACAAUAGAGUGGAUAACAAUAAGUCCACAUGACCUAUUCACCCCUGAUAAAAACAGAGCAUCUUAAUGAAAAAAGUAAUAAUAAUAAUUUGUGGAGCAAGAAAAAUAACCUUCUCCAUUCUACAUAAGCAUCGCAUUGGCUUACAUACAUCUGCAGAGCCAUGGCCCACACCAGGUUCAUUACUUCAUCUCUCGCUCUGACAUAGAAACACAAAUAUGCUCUCGGCUUUGUUUAAACACUGCUCUUAUUUGAACCAGACGUCAGCGAUUAGCUCAUUGCUUUGGCACAGUCUUUCCCAAACAACACAGAACAUGCAUUACUGAAAAGAUGAAUGAAGAUUGUUGUAACAAAUAGAAAAAACAAGAAUAAACAACUAAACCAGGAUUAUAUCAAACUGACUAUUGCCUAAUGAAAUUAAGACAAAA
Molecule: messenger RNA, 2143 nt
Organism: Periophthalmus magnuspinnatus
Lineage: Eukaryota; Metazoa; Chordata; Actinopteri; Gobiiformes; Gobiidae
Product: Alpha-aspartyl dipeptidase-like
Exons: 9
Coding region: 238-957 (239 amino acids)
Biological process (GO): proteolysis
Molecular function (GO): serine-type peptidase activity
Source: RefSeq, a predicted model, not a curated record